AUGGCGUUGGGUCGGCUCCUGUACACAUCCGAGACAGAGAGGGAAAGAUGGUGGCGAGGUCGGACGGUUCACCGGGGCGGCAACGGUUGCCGAGACGACAUGGCAGGGAGGCGGUGUCGCAGGGCUGCUGGUGGCGGGGACAAGAGGAAGGCGGCAACACUGUCGGCCGGUCGGGGCAAGGGAAAUGACUACCGUUCCAAGGUCUCUGGUCUGGGAGCUUGUGAAGAAGAGCAAGUGCUUCUUGAUCAAGCGGUUUGGCAACUGCAAUGCCAAGGUCCAGUUUCGCAAGGACCAAACGACCUCUACAAUGUCUGUUACUACAAGUUCUUAGGCUUAGCAAACAACAAGACCGUGGCGGUCCAGCCAUCAGCGGGAGAGGAGAAGGCUGUUGUCCUAUCCACGAGCAAGACCAAGAAGCAGGACACCCAUGCCAAGCUGUUGCACAAGACUCUAAUGCGCAAGCAGUUCCGCAAGAUGGCAGGACAUGGGGUUUUGCUAGAGUUGCGGGCCGACUCCCCAAAGCCGACUUCUCUGGAAGUCGCCAGUCAGGAGUCGGCUUAUCCUGAAGUCGUCCCUGGGACUCGGCCGCGAGUGGGCAGUCGGCCGUCUUGCCGUCGUCUUCUCAGAAGGCGGCUUUUCGUCCUAGAGUCUUGA
Molecule: messenger RNA, 654 nt
Organism: Triticum turgidum subsp. durum (durum wheat)
Lineage: Eukaryota; Viridiplantae; Streptophyta; Magnoliopsida; Poales; Poaceae
Source: the annotation of a GenBank genome assembly